Cottoperca gobio is the source of this 1106-nucleotide messenger RNA. RefSeq names its product polyubiquitin-B-like. Bases 164 to 631 code for a protein of 155 amino acids. Gene Ontology annotation, molecular function: protein binding. Lineage: Eukaryota; Metazoa; Chordata; Actinopteri; Perciformes; Bovichtidae. The record is from RefSeq and is a predicted model, not a curated record. The transcript has 2 exons.
AGAAGGGGAGGUGUUCAUCAGCUGGGGCAGACUGUAUAUAAACUGUGGUGAGCUGAACCAUCCGACAACUGCGCCAUAGCAUCGUUUGUGUUCCUGUCACCGCCAAAAAGACUUCAAGUUUUUCGAAGGAAUUUGCUAAAGAUAUCACAAGGCCACUUCUAUCAUGGAUAUAAUCAUCAAGAUGCUAAACGGGACGUCCCGCACCCUAAUGGUGCAACAACAGGACACAGUGGGCUCUCUGAAAAUCCGCAUCCAGAAGGAACUAGGAGUUCAAUGUGAGACCCAGAGGCUGAUCUUUGUGAACGGCCUGAGCACUCCUCUCACCGACGACUCCAUGUCCCUCAGCUCCUACGGCUUGCACUCCGGCGCCAUGGUGUCCCUGCUGGUGACCCAGCCGGCCACCAUCCAGGUGUUCCUCAGAAACGAAAAGGGGAAGGUGAGCACAUACGACAUCAAACCCGACGAGACGGUGAGCAACUUCAGGAGCAGGGUCGAGUGCAGAGAGGGGAUCACGGCGAACCAGCAGAGGCUCAUUCACCAAGGCAGAGAGAUGAAUCAGGGGAAACUUUCAGAUUACAACGUCUGCUCGCUGAGUACCAUCGACCUGACGCUCCGCCUGAGAGGAGGCUGAGGACACUUCUGCUACAAUCUAGAAAGUUCUGUACGUUCCUUUUUUUUUCUAAAUGAAAAACACGUAGCCUCAAGAGGAGGCGGAGGACACUUCUGCUACAAUCUAGAAAGUUCUGUACGUUCCUUUUUUUUUCUAAAUGAAAAACACGUAGCCUCAAGAGGAGGCGGAGGACACUUCUGCUUUAAUCUAGAAAGUUCUGUACGUUCCUUUAUUUUUAUCUAAUUGAAAAACACGUAGCCUCAAGUGUCAUAUGUCUUUUAUUUAUUUCUAUUUUAAUUGUAAAAAAUCAAGACAUUCCUCGAAGUGUAAUUGUGCCAUAUCUUAAAAACUUGUUUAGGCUUUAUUCAGUAUUUGUUUUUUCCAGUAAAAUAUGUUAUACACACAACAAAGCAUAUUAUUAUCUUAUUUUCACACGUUUUAAUCAGGUAACGUUAUUUGUACACUGUUAAAAAUAUAAUAAAGUUCUAAAUGUAAA